Cololabis saira (Pacific saury) is the source of this 2227-nucleotide messenger RNA. RefSeq names its product GRAM domain-containing protein 2B-like. The record is from RefSeq and is a predicted model, not a curated record. NCBI's taxonomy places the organism in Eukaryota, Metazoa, Chordata, Actinopteri, Beloniformes, Belonidae. The coding region runs from base 143 to 1135 and encodes 330 amino acids. The transcript is spliced from 13 exons.
GAAAAGGAGACCAGAGAAUAACAAGGCUACGUGAGCUGGAUUUAAAUUGAUGAGUACCCAAGCUUGUCUUUUUGUUCUUUAGGUAGGAUUGAAAAUGUGUGAUUGAUUUUGUGUGUGAGUCGGAAGAUUUUAUGUUUUCAUCAUGAGUUUAAAAAGGAGAUUCUCUCUGGAAAGCUCCUCUCUGGAGGCAACUGGCAUAGCAAAAGUCAGCAACGUGUUCAACAAUAAGAGAUCUGGUCGGAGGAAGAGUCUGGAUGGUGCACGGCUGGAGAUCCCACAACUAAAUCAGAGUCUCGACUCAAAAAUGUCCCUCAGGCAGCAGACAAUAGCAGAGGAGAGUCUUGAAAGAUCAGAUGGAUACAUGGAAAAUCACGGGUACCUGAAACGUGACAAAACCUUCCAUAAACUGUUCCCAGCGAUUCCUGAAACAGAGUACCUGAAACACAUGUUCACAUGUUCCAUGCAGAAGGAGUUGCUCUAUCAUGGCAAGCUGUUUGUAUCCGAGCAACAUGUGUGUUUCUACUCGUCUGUGCUGCUCAAAGACACCAAGGUGAUGAUUCCCGUUUCCAGUGUGAGUGGGAUCAAGAAACAAAACUCCACUCUUUCGAUGCUUUCCAUCCAAACCUCCAACGGAGAGAAGUAUUCAUUUGCACAUAUAAGAAACCGGGAGAGAUGUCUCAAACUCCUGCAAAGUGUUUGCUCAAAUGUACAGGAGCAGGAAGGGAGUCCAACCAGCAGUCCUCACCUCUCCUCUGCAGAGAAUGAAGGCGAGCACGACAUGGUGUCCAGUCAUUCCAGCAUGGAUGACAGUCCAGAUUUCAGCAGUAUCUAUCUUGACAACUUUCCUCAGAUGUCCAGGGAAGCUCCCUGUAGUUGCAGUUCCACUCGUCAGUCCAGCUUAACAGAUGACGACCGGCAAGCCGUGUCCUGGAUCUGGAGGAUCACUGAGAAAGCCACGUCACUUUUCUUCUUCCGUGAAAUCAACACUCUUAAUGUUCUCUUCUACAUCUACGUGAUGCUACUGCUGUUGGUGCUGUUGACGUCAGGGUACAUCGGGCUGAGGAUCACAGCUCUGGAGGAACAGCUUAACUCUUUGGGAGCUCUGAGUGAUUUCUCUUCGCAUUACAAAGAGUAAAACUGCCAAACACUGAAACUUUGCCUAUUUCGUAUACAGAAUUUCUUUCACUGGAGCUUUUGUCAAAAGUAAAUGUUCAAUACUCCAUGCAGACACUUUCUCUUGAAAUAAACCCCAACGUGUGGGCUCAAUGUUCUGCAGGUCAGUAUGAAGAUGCCAUCAGGACAACACGGGUGGACAACUUGGCUGACUGGGUUGGCAAAGUCGUCAAGGCAUUUUAUUUAUUUAUUUAUUUUCCCAGUUAGAAAUGCACUUGUUAUCUGCUGACAGAUCGAAAACUGGAGAGAGCCUCUAGUCUCCAGCACCAAACCACAUGGAGGCAGCCUGCCUGCACCACUUUCCCUUCCUGGCCAGUAGAAAGCUGAGCUCAGCAAGCAUUUUUAUUAGAUUACCACAAACCAUGAAACACAUUGAGCUCAGCUAGAAAAUUAAAGAAGGAAUUUGUUACUGCCAAAUUUUAAGAUGUAUAUUACGAGUUCAAUGGCUCUAAUCGUGUGUUUAAUACCUUAAGUAGCCCAUUCUGAAAAUGGCAUGACAAAAGAUGACCAGCAGAGGGCAGUCACGCCGAGCAGAUUCACCAAACUCUGUUCAGGGUGUGGCUCAGCCGCACAAUUCAUUCAUAUGCUCUUGUUUGAAUAAACGUCACACAGACUUGAUCUGCUGACGCUUUAAAUAAUUAACUCUUGAUUUUUUUCCCCCCCAGCGUUCAUUUACAUUUUGCCACAUACUCUGUCUUAAAUUAUUUAUUUUAUGAUGUAUGUUAUUAUGCUGACACCGCUUAUGUGGUGUUUAAGUGGCUGUGACGAUGUAAAAGUGAUCAUUUCGUUGCUGCAACAUUAAUUUAAACAUGCGUUUGUGUAAAAAGAUUGUAAUAUAAUUAUUUAUCAUCACUGACUCAGGGGUUUUCAGUCCAAUAAUUCUUUACAUUUAAUCCUGUCUGUUGGGGAUGUUUUUAAAAUGAUCUCACUGCUGUCAUUGAUAUCAUGUUACCUAAACAUGUCUUUGUGCACAAUUACAUUCUGCAAUUCCUGUAUCACUAUUCACAAUCUUGCAAUAAAUCAUUAAUCUGAAACAUAAAUGUGUCAAAUCAAA